GCGCCCGCCCCGGGCCCGACCCCUCGCGCGUCGCCUCGUCCUCCGAGCCCUGGCAGCCGCACAACCCGUCGCGCGCCCCACAGCCCCUCCCCUCGCGCCUCAGCCCGCAAAAGCGGUUCGCCCAGGACCGCGAGCGCGAGCGCCUCAAGAGCGCCAACCUCGACAAACCGCGGUGGCGCGCCGACCCGCGCGCGGCUGACCGGCUCGCGAGGAGCGCCGCGAGCGUCGCGCUCGAUGUGGGCGAGAUUGGCGCGAGCUUGCCGCAGCAGCGGGAGCGCAGCAGGAGGUUCAGGGCGCGCGAGGAGGAGGCGGAGGGCGGCGAUGGCGGCGGGUCGUCGAGGGGACAGCGGGCGGGCGCACCUCGUCGAGGAGGAGGAGGAGGAGGUGGUGCAGGCGGCGCCGCAGCCGCACCCGAGCGCAUGGUGCCCGGCCGCGUCAACCGCAGCCUGCAGCGCAACCGCGACGAGGUGCGCGUGUCGAACGCGCCGGCGCCUGCACCGCCGCCGCGGCACCAACCGUCCAAGCGCGCAAAGAGCAAGCCCAAGCAGCUCAAAAAGGUCGUGCUCCCGACCACGUUGCGGCUCGACAACCUCGUCAACAUCCUCAAGGAGCGGCUGUCUACAGUGCAGCGCGCCGCCGAGGGCAUGGGCCUCACCGACACUCGACCCGAUCGUCUCCUCACCUCGGAGGACGCGUCCCUCCUCGCCCUCGAGCUUGGCUUCGACCCCGAGAUCAACGACGACGCCGCGUUCGACCUGUUCCCGCUCCCGUUGUCGCCCCCCGAGCUCCUGUCGCCGCGCCCGCCCAUCACGGGCAUCUUUGGCCACGUCGACCACGGCAAGACGUCGCUCCUCGACGCGCUGCGGUCCACCUCGGUCGCGGCGGGCGAGGCCGGCGGCAUCACGCAGCACAUUGGCGCGUUCGAGGUCGGCGUCGCGAGCAUGGAGGGCGAGCCGACCAUCACGUUCCUCGACACGCCGGGCCACGCCGCGUUCACGGCCAUGCGCUCUCGCGGCGCCGGCGUCACCGACGUCGUCGUGCUCGUCGUCGCCGCCGACGACGGCGUCAAGCCCCAGACCGAGGAGGUGAUUGGCCUGAUCCGCUCGGCGUCGGACGAGCUCGGCGUCGUCGUCGCCCUGACCAAGUGCGACAAGCCGGGCGUCGACACGACAAAGGUCAAGCACGAGCUCAUGGCGGCCGGCGUCGAGGUCGAGGACUUUGGCGGCGACGUGCCGUGCGUCGAGGUGAGCAGCGUGACGGGCCAAGGGCUCGCAGAGCUCGUCGAGACGAUCUCGGCCAUCGCCGAGGUGCGCGAGCUCAAGGCCGAGCGGGCGGGCCGGGUCGAGGGGAGGGUCAUCGAGUCGAGGGUCGAGAAGGGCCGAGGAAACGUCGCGACCGUCCUCGUCCUGCGCGGCUGCCUGCGCAACACGGCGUCGCUCGUCGCGGGCACGACAUGGGCUCGUGUCCGCACCCUCAUCCCGCCGUCGGGCAAGGCCGUCGUGUCGGUCUACCCGGGCCAGCCCGUCGAGGUGACCGGGUGGAAGGACCUGCCCGCCGCGGGCGACCUCGUCCUCGAAGCCGCGACCGAGGACGAGGCCAAGCGCGCCAUCGCCAACCGGCUGCGGCGCGUCGAGCAGGAGAAGCUGUGGAGCGACGUCGAGGUCAUCAACGAGAAGCAGCGGCGCGAGGCCGAGAUCCUCGCGAUCCGCAAGGACGAGGAGGACAAGGCCAAGGCCAAGGGCCUGCGCGGCAACGCCGUCCUGCACGCCGGCGACGCCGCCGUCGAGGAGCUCGUCGGCGCGUCCGACGGCCCAAAGGAGCUCCUCCUCGUCAUCAAGGCCGACGUGAGCGGCACGGUCGAGGCGGUCGUCGGCGCGCUCGAGGGCAUCGGCAACGCCGAGGCCAAGGUCAAGAUCCUCAGCUCGGCCGUCGGGCCCGUCACGCAGGGCGACGUCGACAUGGCGCGAGCAGUCGGUGCCACGAUUGUCGGCUUCAACGUCAAGGCGCCCGGGUCCGUCAUGAAGGACGCCGCCAAGGUGCCCAACCCGGUCCCGGUCCACACGUCGCCCAUCAUCUACCGCCUCGUCGACACGGUCCGCCAGGCGACGGCCGACCUCCUGCCCAAGUCGAUCGAGACGCGCGUGCACGGCGAGGCGACCGUCCAGAUGGUGUUCGACAUCUCGGUGAAGGGCCGCAAGGAGCCAAAGCGCAUCGCCGGCAGCAAGGUGUCGAACGGCGUGUUCCAGAAGGCGAGGAAGGCGCGCGUCGUGCGCAAGGGCGAGGUUCUCCACACCGGUGUCGUCUCGACGCUCAAGCAGGUCAAGAAGGACGUGCUCGAGAUCCCCAAGGGCGUCGAGUGCGGCAUCGCGCUCGACGACUUUGACGCGUGGGAGGUCGACGACCUCAUCCAGUCGGUCGAGGAGGUCGAGGUCGCGAGGACGCUGUAGCUGGAGCGAGGGCGAGGACGAGGCGAGCAGGUCGUGCAGCGCGACACCCAUCCCCUCUCG
Rhodotorula graminis WP1 is the source of this 2507-nucleotide messenger RNA. RefSeq lists its product as uncharacterized. The record is from RefSeq and is a predicted model, not a curated record. Lineage: Eukaryota; Fungi; Basidiomycota; Microbotryomycetes; Sporidiobolales; Sporidiobolaceae. The coding region runs from base 420 to 2447 and encodes 675 amino acids. The transcript has 7 exons. Gene Ontology annotation, molecular function: GTP binding; GTPase activity.